Molecule: messenger RNA, 1515 nt
Organism: Puccinia triticina
Lineage: Eukaryota; Fungi; Basidiomycota; Pucciniomycetes; Pucciniales; Pucciniaceae
Exons: 7
Coding region: 1-1515 (504 amino acids)
Biological process (GO): snRNA pseudouridine synthesis; mRNA pseudouridine synthesis; rRNA pseudouridine synthesis
Cellular component (GO): box H/ACA snoRNP complex
Molecular function (GO): RNA binding; pseudouridine synthase activity
Source: RefSeq, a predicted model, not a curated record
AUGGACGGAGUGACCGAAGCUCAAGGCGUCGUCGCCUUGGGCCAAGCUACAAGUGAUUUCUCAAUCAAACCAGCGAGCAUAACACCUAGACUCGAUACCUCGCAGUGGCCGCUGCUUCUCAAAAAUUAUGACAAGUUACUCAUUCGAUCCAGUCAUUUCACCCCUAUUCCCUGCGGCAGCAGUCCAUUAAAACGUCCUCUAUCGGAAUAUAUCAAAACGGGGGUGAUCAACCUAGACAAACCUUCAAACCCGUCCUCGCAUGAGGUGGUCGCUUGGAUCAGGAGAAUACUUCGUUCGGAGAAGACGGGUCAUUCCGGUACAUUAGAUCCAAAAGUAACUGGUUGUUUAUUAGUUUGUAUAGAUCGGGCCACACGACUAGUCAAAUCCCAACAGGGCGCAGGAAAAGAAUAUGUUUGUGUAUUGAGAUUGCACGCCGGAUUAGAAACGGAGAAAGCUCUUAGUCGUGGUUUAGAAACUCUGACCGGAGCCCUAUUUCAACGUCCACCCUUGAUCUCGGCCGUAAAACGUCAACUGCGAAUCCGAACGAUCUACGAAACCAAGCUAAUCGAAUUUGAUAACAAACGUCACUUGGCGAUUUUUUGGGUCAGUUGUGAGGCCGGAACUUAUAUCCGUACCCUUUGCGUUCAUCUUGGACUAUUGCUUGGAGUGGGCGGUCAUAUGCAAGAGCUCCGACGAGUACGAAGCGGAGCCAUGGGUGAAAAUGAUGGGAUCGUUACCAUGCACGACGUUCUGGAUGCCCAAUGGACAUACGAUAAUACGCGUGAUGAAUCGUACCUUCGACGUGUCAUCCGUCCACUCGAGUCCCUGCUGGUCGGUUACAAGCGAGUCGUGGUUAAAGACACCGCAGUCAAUGCCGUCUGCUAUGGCGCCAAGUUGAUGAUACCCGGUCUACUCCGUUACGAAGCAGACAUUCAACUCAAUGAAGAAGUCGUAUUAAUGACCACUAAAGGAGAAGCGAUAGCGAUUGGUAUUGCUCAAAUGACCACGGUGGAGUUAGCUACUUGUGAUCACGGGGUCGUUGCCAAAGUGAAGAGAUGUAUUAUGGAGAGAGAUACCUACCCACGUCGAUGGGGGUUGGGCCCAAAGGCCCAAGAAAAAAAAAAGAUGGUCAAGACCGGCGCCCUUGACAAGUACGGCCGUGCAAACGAGAAAACUCCGGCCAAUUGGAAGGAAGGAUACGUUGAUUAUUCUGCUUCCACCACUGAGGGUCAAUCGGCAACUAUCAAUACCCAACCCACUGAACCGGCCACGAAAUCAAAUCAGAAAAGGAAAGCCGAAGAUGCAAUUGAACAAUCAGAAGCUGGCGAUGUCUCAAUCGUUGCCUCCGUGGCUGAUGGAACCAAGGAAACUGAAGAGGAAAGAAAGAAGCGAAAGGCUGAGAAGAAAAAAGCAAAGAAGGCCAAGGAAGCAAAUGAUGAGGUCAAUACCACCAUCACUUCCCAACCUGAGGAGGCUUCGGACAUCAUCGUCAAUCUGUCCUGCUUCCUCGCCUGA